UACGCAUUAUGACCUAGCCCUCAAUCGUCUCCUCUACUUCUGCCAAUCGCCUCCGCUGCCGCCGUCGCACCGUCGUAUCGCUGCUCCAUCUGACCACAGAUCAUUAAGAAAACGACAUCGUACACCCAAUCGCUCGUUUUCAGCCUGGAACACUUGCUACGGCGGAGAGGGAGUUUUGGAGUCAAUGGAGAAGUCAUGAUGAUGAUGGUUGUUUAUAAAACAUGCGUAUGAAUGUAACAAGACGACAGACACAGACAAAUAUGAAUGCUAAAAGUCUUGAUGGAUCUAUAGAAAAGGAUCUAGCAUAUAUUUGAAUGCGUGUUUGUAUCAAGGUAGAGUGGGGAAAGAAUGGAUUCUAGCCAUGGUAAAAAGAGAAUGAAUGUAGAAGACAAUGAUAGACUAAGCAACUUGCAAGAUGAGCUUAUCCAUAAAAUUCUUUUUUUUAUUGAUAUCAAACAUGCUAUUCAAACGAGUGUUUUGUCAUCGAGAUGGAGGUUUAUUUGGACUUCAAUGCCUUAUCUCAAUUUCUCAAGGGACGACUUCUAUAGGUUACCCAAGUUCUCCGAAUUUGUUACACGUGUUCUCUCUGGCCACGAUAAUCAAACCGAAGUGUCUUCAGUCAAGCUUAGUAAUUUUCAUGGAAAGGAUAGCGAUGUGAUUGUCGAACAAAUCAUGAAGUAUGCAUUCUCUCACAAUAUCCAACAACUGAAUGUUGCAUGCUUGCCUCAGAAGAAUGUUGAAUUCCCUCCUUUUCGCUUUAGUUCUCGGUCUCUUAAACAUCUUAGUUUGACAAAUAGAAGACAACGAUAGACUAAGCAACUUGCAAGAUGAGCUUAUCCAUAAAAUUCUUUUUUUUAUUGAUAUCAAACAUGCUAUUCAAACGAGUGUUUUGUCAUCGAGAUGGAGGUUUAUUUGGACUUCAAUGCCUUAUCUCAAUUUCUCAAGGGACGAUUUCUAUAGGUUACCCAAGUUCUCCGAAUUUGUUACACGUGUUCUCUCUGGCCGCGAUAAUCAAACCGAAGUGUCUUCAGUCAAGCUUAGUAAUUUUCAUGGAAAGGAUAGCGAUGUGAUUGUCGAACAAAUCAUGAAGUAUGCAUUCUCUCACAAUAUCCAACAACUGAAUGUUGCAUGCUUGCCUCAGAAGAAUGUUGAAUUCCCUCCUUUUCGCUUUAGUUCUCGGUCUCUUAAACAUCUUAGUUUGACAAAUAGAAGACAACGAUAGACUAAGCAACUUGCAAGAUGAGCUUAUCCAUAAAAUUCUUUUUUUUUAUUGAUAUCAAACAUGCUAUUCAAACGAGUGUUUUGUCAUCGAGAUGGAGGUUUAUUUGGACUUCAAUGCCUUAUCUCAAUUUCUCAAGGGACGACUUCUAUAGGUUACCCAAGUUCUCCGAAUUUGUUACACGUGUUCUCUCUGGCCGCGAUAAUCAAACCGAAGUGUCUUCAGUCAAGCUUAGUAAUUUUCAUGGAAAGGAUAGCGAUGUGAUUGUCGAACAAAUCAUGAAGUAUGCAUUCUCUCACAAUAUCCAACAACUGAAUGUUGCAUGCUUGCCUCAGAAGAAUGUUGAAUUCCCUCCUUUUCGCUUUAGUUCUCGGUCUCUUAAACAUCUUAGUUUGACAAAUAGAAGACAACGAUAGACUAAGCAACUUGCAAGAUGAGCUUAUCCAUAAAAUUCUUUUUUUUUAUUGAUAUCAAACAUGCUAUUCAAACGAGUGUUUUGUCAUCGAGAUGGAGGUUUAUUUGGACUUCAAUGCCUUAUCUCAAUUUCUCAAGGGACGAUUUCUAUAGGUUACCCAAGUUCUCCGAAUUUGUUACACGUGUUCUCUCUGGCCGCGAUAAUCAAACCGAAGUGUCUUCAGUCAAGCUUAGUAAUUUUCAUGGAAAGGAUAGCGAUGUGAUUGUCGAACAAAUCAUGAAGUAUGCAUUCUCUCACAAUAUCCAACAACUGAAUGUUGCAUGCUUGCCUCAGAAGAAUGUUGAAUUCCCUCCUUUUCGCUUUAGUUCUCGGUCUCUUAAACAUCUUAGUUUGACAAAGGAAAAUUUCUUAUCGUACCAAAGGAUAUAUUCUUGUUCAUAUGUCUUUAAAGCAACAUCUACUUGGGAGCUCCCUGUCUUAACAACAUUGUAUCUCGAUGGUGUCACUUUGUGUUGUGAUGAAAAUACUGAUAAGUGCAUUGAUUUUUUCUCCAAGUGUGCAAACUUGAAGAAUCUUACCUUAAAAAGUUGCUAUACGAAGGGAUUUAAGGGUUUAAGUAUUUGUCUUCCUCUCCUAUCUAAUCUUACACUUGAAGAUGGUUGUGGUAGUGUGAAUGUUUUCAAUAUUGUUGCACCUCAACUCAAGAACCUCAAUAUAAGAAGUGUGUUUACGCAAGACCAUCAGUAUCUGAUUUCUGCACCCGACCUUGCAUUCUUGCUCUAUGAAGGAUUAGUUAAUUUAUCACUUUCGACACACGGUUUCCUUUCUUUGGAGAAGGCGGAUAUUUGUGUAUCUUAUCCAGACGAUGCUCAUCAAGUUCUACGUCUGCUUCAACUACUUCACAAUUCAAGUCUCUUACACUUAACUUGGAAAUUGUUGAGCUUCUUUCUUCAUCCGUGGAACUGAUGUGUCAUCAACCUUCUCCAUUUGUUAACUUAAAGAGUUUAAAGAUUCAUCCUGUAACAGAAUUUUCACACAAUAGUGGAAAGAUGUCUGCGGAAGUCAAAAGCUAUUUGCUAGAUAGUUCUACAGGUGCCACCUUAAUGAUGGUUUCGCGUGAGGUAUCAUAUUUCAUUAUGAACAUAAUAUUAUUAAUUACCAUAC
Helianthus annuus (common sunflower) is the source of this 2798-nucleotide messenger RNA. Its product is annotated as F-box/FBD/LRR-repeat protein At5g56420-like. Lineage: Eukaryota; Viridiplantae; Streptophyta; Magnoliopsida; Asterales; Asteraceae. Bases 1653 to 2600 code for a protein of 315 amino acids. The record is from RefSeq and is a predicted model, not a curated record. The transcript is spliced from 3 exons.